Molecule: messenger RNA, 1650 nt
Organism: Nerophis lumbriciformis (worm pipefish)
Lineage: Eukaryota; Metazoa; Chordata; Actinopteri; Syngnathiformes; Syngnathidae
Source: RefSeq, a predicted model, not a curated record
AUGGCGCUGAAGGCAAGGGUGUUGUACGACUUCCACUCGGAGAACCCUGGGGAGAUCUCCAUUAGUGAGAAUGAGCUGGUGAGCUUGUUCAGCGAGGAGGAGCUGGAGGGCUGGUUGGAGGGGAAGAACAGCAGGGGGGACGUUGGCCUUAUUCCAGCCUCCUACGUGGAGAUCAUCAGGGACCACAUCACCUCCAACAAUAACAACAAUGGUUUCUCCUCAUCCAAAGUUGGGACCACAACCCAGGCCACUUACUCUCAGCGAGGACCCGAAGCGGGGAGUGUCGGCAGCGGUGGUGGGGGUAGCUUCCACACCAGCCAAGGCAGCGAUGACGACUGGGACGAUGACUGGGAUGACAAUUCUCCAGCCACGGAGGCCCCACGGGGUCUGGGCACCUCACCCCCUUCUUUGUACCCGGUGACCACCUCCCUGCCGGCUAGGCGCAGUAGCUCUCUGCAACCUCAGGCCAAGAGCUCGGCCACGGUGGGGAGGAACUUGAACAGGUUCUCCACCUUUGUCAAGUCUGGAGGAGAGGCCUUCCUUCUUGGAGAGGCAGCUGCUUUUGUCAAAGACGGGGACCGGAUCUGUGUAGUGAUGGGCAAGCAUGGACCCGAAUGGCAGGAGGACCCUUACCCCUUCACUUGCACCAUUGAUGACCCAACCAAGCAGACUAAGUUCAAAGGCAUGAAGAGCUACAUGUCCUAUGGCCUGACGCCCACUCACACCAAUGUUCAAGUCAACCGAAGAUACAAACACUUCGAUUGGCUGUACGCUCGACUGGUGGAGCGUUUCCCAGUUAUCUCGGUGCCACAUCUGCCGGAGAAGCAGGCCACUGGUCGCUUUGAGGAGGACUUCAUCUCCAAGCGAAGGAAAGGACUUAUUUGGUGGAUGAACCACAUGACCAGCCACCCGGUGUUGGCCCGCUGUGACGUUUUCCAGCAUUUCCUCACGUGUGGAGCAGAUGAAAAAGCAUGGAAACAGGGCAAAAGGAAGGCAGAGAGGGAUGAACUUGUCGGAGCUAACUUUUUCCUCACAAUCAGCACACCCACUGUCCCGCUCGACCUUCAGGAAGUGGAGAGCAAAAUCGAAGGCUUCAAGACCUUCACGAAAAAGAUGGACGAGAACAUUGUGGUUGUAAACACCACCAUCAAUGACUUUGCACGCAAGCAGAUGUCGGGAUUCAAAAAGGAGUAUCACAAAGUCGGACAGUCCUUCAAACUUCUCUCGCAGGCAUUCGAGCUGGACCAGCAGGCCUACUCAGGAGGUCUGAAUAAAGCCAUCUCUUAUACUGGUGACGCCUAUGAGGCCAUAGGGGAUUAUUUUGCAGAUCAGCCACGCCAGGAUCUUGACCCAAUUUCUGAUCUGCUGGAUCUCUACAGAGGACACCUGUCCAACUUUCCUGACAUCAUCCAUGUGCAGAAAGGUGCGCUGACCAAGGUGAAGGACUGUCCCACACAGGAAGGUGAACUCCACGACCGCUGCAACAUCAUCUCGUGCGCCACGCUGGCCGAGAUCCAGCACUUUCACCGCACGCGUGUGCGAGACUUUCGAGCACAGAUGCAGCACCACCUCCGAGAGCAGAUCGGCUUCUUCCAAAAAAUUACGUCCAAGUUGGAAGACGCACUUCAGAGGUAUGACAGCGAGCAGUAG